UAUAAGAUAAGUUGUUUCUUGUUUAAGAGUUUUCUUUUUUCAUUGAUAUUUUCAAUAAAACGUGAAAAAUUCAGAUAAAUAAAUGUAUUUUCAUAUAAUUUAAAUAACAGACUCAUAAAGUGAGUUGAAUUCCUAGUUGUAAAGAAUGUACAAAUCAAGAAAAUCAUGGAUGACAUUGAUAAUUUCCUCAUUUCUCAUAGAAAUAAAAUUCAAGCUGAUAAAGAUAAUUUAAUUAUUUUAAAUACAUCCCCAAACAACAAAAACAAUAACAAUUGCAUGCCUAAGAAAAACAAAGUCAAUGAUUGCACUUUAUUAACAAAAAAUAAUAUUUUAAAGGAAAAUGAAAUCAACGAUGAAGAACUGCAUCGAAGCAACAAUAAUAAUGAAAAUGCAAUUAUGGAUUUUCUUCAAAUGAAUUGUAACAACAAUGCCAUUGAACCUUUGACAAGUAGUUUUGUUGUUACAGCCGGUAUCGAAGACGAAGCUAAAGCCGGUUGUAUGCUGCAGCAACAGCAAUUAAUGCAAUUGCAAUCACCCAACAUGUGCAGCAUAAACACCUAUCAACGUCGUCGGUCUCCUAUAGCAACCACUUUGCCGUCGACAGUGUUAAAUCAGCAUAAUGCAAAUAGUCUCGACGUUGGCAAUAGUAAUUUUCAAAUUUAUGACAUUUUAGGACGUAAAUAUUUGAAAGAAGAUAAUAAUUAUUGUGCUGACAAAACAACAAAGAAUUUGACUAAUUUAAAUGAGCGUCAAAGUGCUGACAAUACGAAUAAUAUCGUUGCCGCUUCCAAACAACACGUAAACAAGGAUGAAAUGGAGCAAUGGGUUUCAGAUACGUUUUAUUCCUAUUUUCCUGGUUUCAAUAACGAGAAUAAAAAACGUCAAGAUCUUCUGCAGGACCGUCAGCUAGAAUAUCAACAGAAUUUCAUUAAACAUCAAAUGAACGAAGCAGCCGCCAAUAGUGGAAAGAAAAAAUAUUCCAAUAGCCAUCACAACAAUAAAAAUAAUCAAGAAGAAAAACUAGAACAAAACAUUCCUAAAGAAACGAUCAUAAAUCAUAAGUCACAGCCACCACUUUCAACGUCACGCUCCUCCUCCGAUAAGACUGAUUUAGAAAUAAUAGUUAAUAAUCCCGAUUAUGAGAUUAAAUCUCCUCGACCAGGUAGUGCACGUCAUAGAUUAUUGCAGGAUUUAAAACACACGGAAAUUUCGAAUAUAGUAAAUAAUGAUGGUGUCACGGAACGUAAUCGACGCAAUGCCGAAAUGGAAAUGGCUAAGAAAAGAAAUUAUCAAAAGGAACUUAUGGCUCAAAUAGAGGAACAUAGACGUUCUAUUGAAAUAUUGAAGGAAAAAGAACGUAGACAGGAUGAGGCCUUAACUAGGAAACUGGAAGAGCAAUUAAAAACAAUGCAUUUACAAGAAGAGCUAGAGAAAGAAAAGAUGAGAGCUGAUAAGAUGCGCUUUGAUAGCGAACAAAAUCGUCUCAUGCGUGAGCAUUUACUUACCAAGCUUGAGAACGAUACAAAAGUCCUUGAUGCAUCAGUACGCAAAACUCAUUCUGAACUUGAAAAAAUCAGUCCAACAAAAAAUAAAGUCUAUAAAUAUUUUAGCAAUUCAGCUCGCCAUGAAUUUCGUCGAGAUGCUACUCUUGAUGAGCAACCAGCAUUUCAUCUUAAUCUCCCAACAUCAUCAACACCGACUUAUCGUCGUCAUCAGAAAAAGUGCUUCCACGAUAUGAAUAAUGAUAAAAAUAUAUGCCCGUUUUGUGCCUCAACGUUAAAGAGUUACGAAAGUUGGUGCUUAAAGUGUGAGAGGAAAAUAUUUGAAAUAUCUUCCACCAGCAACGGCGAGAUUGAUCCGCUUGUUUGUGCAAAUUGUAAGAAACUCUAUUCCACUUGCCCGAAUUGUGAUAAGGCUGAAGAAACCAAUUGCAUGCAUUGCCAGAGAAAACAGAAUUUCUGUUCGAAUUGCCGAAAGACUUUAUGCACGGAUUGUAUCGAUGCAAUAGCUGUGGGAAAAGAUAACAGCAAUCAUAGACAUAAAGAUAAUUCUGAAAGGUCUUUUGAGAUAUUAGAAGUUAAUUAUCCCGACAAUGACGUCGAGGAUGCCAAUGACUUAAACAACAACCAAGAAAGAAGUCGGCCACCGUUUUCGAUCAAUAUUGAUCGUAAUUCCAUUUUCCAUCAUGAUUUCGAUCGUAGUAAAUUAUUUGAUGAUGAAAAUAGCAUCGAAGAAAUUCGAUACGAGACUGAUAAGCAACUGUCACGUUAUUUGAAAAACUAUGGCGAUCUAGCCUGUAAGGCACUACGUGAUCGAAGUACUCAAACAACUCCUGACAGUGCCUCAAGGAGGGAUAUUGUAAUGGUAGAAGAAAAUAAUCUUUCGAUGCCAUUAUUGAGAGAAAUGCCUCGCAUGACACGAAAGGAAAGUAAUUUACAACAAGCUGAAAGAAAAAAAAAAGGUACUAGAAUUGAAAAUCUUUCUAGAAGAUGGGAGGUUCCUGCUGUUCAAAAACACACUAUAACAACGAACUCACCAAAAGUUCUUACACAACUAGGGGCUAUUAAAAGACAAUUACAGUCUGAACAGCUUCAUUUAGAUUUUUAAUCUGAAAUUGUCAACAUUCCUAACGACUAUGAACAAAAAAAAAUUAAUAUAAUAUAAUAACCAAGUGCUAAUGUAACAAAUACGGUGCCUAAAAAAGUUUGCGCAUUUAUUGCUUUGAACUAAAAAUAAAAAUCCUUUUUUGUUAUGCGUUUAAUUGUUUCUACAAAAAACAUUACUGUUUGCUUUCCUAAUGCUACUGUUAGUUUUUUUUAUACACCAACUUAAGUAAAAUAAAAUGUUUUUUAAUAAAUAA
This is a messenger RNA of Eupeodes corollae, 2860 nucleotides long. RefSeq lists its product as uncharacterized. Lineage: Eukaryota; Metazoa; Arthropoda; Insecta; Diptera; Syrphidae. Bases 166 to 2607 code for a protein of 813 amino acids. The transcript has 7 exons. The record is from RefSeq and is a predicted model, not a curated record.